AUGGCUUCUAAAGCAAUAGUCUUUCUUGGCCUUGUUUUGGCUAUGGUCCUUCUGAUUUCCUCACACGUGGCGGCUCGAGAUCUUGCAGAAUCUUCCGAUACCGUCGAUACAUCUAAGAAAACGGAGAGCACAAAGGAGGCUGACCAGUACUAUGGCGGCGGCGGUUAUCCUGGCCAUGGAGGCUACGGCGGCGGCCAUGGUGGCUAUGGAGGCGGCCAUGGUGGCUACUGCAAGUUCGGAUGCUGUGGCCGGAGGAGGGAUAAUCGAGCCUCACGGGCUUCACUCUUUGAUAAUAUGGAUAGCCUUGAAGAGGGUGGUCUUAGGUCCUCUACUUCGUACUCAGGUGGUAUUGAUGAUCAUGACAAUGAAAAAACUGUGGACAGUUUGCAUGACAGAGUCAGCUUUCUGAAAAGAGGCCACUUACCAAAAGGAAGUGAAUCCCCUCCAAAAAUGGGCAUAUGCUGCUUGAAGUGUGGAGAGCACACGUUGACGGGAGAUAUACAUGAGGAAGUGGAAAGUCACAACCGUAUGUUGGAUCGAAUGGGAAAUGAGAUGGAUGCAUCCCGAGGGAUUAUGUCCGGAACAAUUGAUCGUUUUAAAAUGGUGUUUGAAAAGAAAUCAAAUAGGAGGAUCUGCAAACUCGCAGCAUAUUUUGUUGUUGCUUUCUUUGUGCUGUAUUAUAUCAUUAGGGUUCUCUUGUAUUUCUCGUAUGGCUAAACUGUUGGAUUGCAGUAAGUUCUAAGACAUGCAACUGAUCAAUGUUUUGCACGUUGUUCUGGGCCGUUCUUUCCAAGUUAUGCAUUCCGAUUUCUGAAUAUGAUGGCUAAAACAAUAAACCCGUUUUAGGUGAUAGACAAUUUUUUUCGUCUUGGUCUUUAUGUGGUGUACUUAUUAGCAGAUCUAGAUUGGUUACCCCUUUUAUGAUAUGGGAUUAAACUAAAGUGAUAUUCUAAAACCAGAGGUUUUCCAUGUAUUGGUAUCCCACUUCAAUUAUAUUUAUUCUUUUCUUUUUGUGGUUGUGUCAGCUCACAGGAACUUGUGAAUAUAUUAUAUAUUAUAGACCGUUGGUGUCUUUUUGUGGUUCUGCAAAAAAUGCAAUUUUGCUCAACUAACACGUCGUACAUGCAGUCACUUUUAUCUCCAUUGUAUAGUUCACUCUAUCUAUUUCAU
Molecule: messenger RNA, 1170 nt
Organism: Striga asiatica
Lineage: Eukaryota; Viridiplantae; Streptophyta; Magnoliopsida; Lamiales; Orobanchaceae
Source: the annotation of a GenBank genome assembly